Molecule: messenger RNA, 969 nt
Organism: Stereum hirsutum FP-91666 SS1
Lineage: Eukaryota; Fungi; Basidiomycota; Agaricomycetes; Russulales; Stereaceae
Exons: 1
Coding region: 1-969 (322 amino acids)
Source: RefSeq, a predicted model, not a curated record
AUGACUAGUGCUACAGUCCCGAGAAUCUAUAUCCACCCAGAUGCGCACGAUACUGUCCUUCCACAUCUCCUCCCUCACCUCCCCUGGUCUCUCAAUCAAGAAUACCUCAUAGUUCAUCCAGCCUCGUCGUCGUCUCUCGUCCUCGCUUCAUUUGCCCCUACCACGACUCCACCCGAUUCAGAGCCAUGGUCCGUCGCAAUCCUCGACCUCUCCCGCCCCGGUGAGGUCGAGUUAUGGUUCUGGUCCUCAGUCGAGUUCGAGCCUUCACAUCCAGCGCCAGAGCCUAACAACGACGACCCGCCGCUCGAGAAGGCUCGAUUUGCUGAAGCCUACCGGCUUCUACACUCCACUCUCAGCUUCAUCGCCCACCUCUACCCAACCAAACAUAUCCUUUCCGUUGGCUCUCUGAACAUGCACUACCUCCCGCACAUUCCACCCGACGUCCUACAGCGCCUCACAGAGCCAUACGUGAAACUCCUCUUCACCCGAGAUACCGUCGCCCCUGUCACGGAGGCGCACGAGGCACGGUACAUAUGGAGGACGAUGGCGGAGGAAGACCUAGAUGAGGUGGUCUCUACGUCAGCUGUGAAGAGGGUGGUGGCGACGCUCGCAAAGCUCUCGAAUACGGGCGCCUAUCCUCGUUCAUCUCCGAACGCGAAAGGGCCAGACGCCUGGUGUUUCACCACUAUCGAGGGCUCAAUCGGUACACUGUACGUUCGGCCCGAGGCACGACGGACUGGACUGGGGAAGGCGGUCAUGCGGGUCGAGCUCAUGAAGAUAUUCGAUGGUGUCGGGGCUGAUGAGUGUGAUGGGUCGGAAAGGUGGAAGAGGGAUUACGUUUCGGUGGACAUUGCGGAGAAUAACAUAGCGAGUAUGGGAGUCUGCAAAGGGCUUGGAGCUAAAUGUUGGAGGGGGUGGAAGUGUGUGUGGUUGGGGAUUUAUUUGGACAAGUUUAGACAACCUGAGUGA